Linum trigynum is the source of this 696-nucleotide messenger RNA. The record is from the annotation of a GenBank genome assembly. Lineage: Eukaryota; Viridiplantae; Streptophyta; Magnoliopsida; Malpighiales; Linaceae.
GUAAAAUACUUUUCCAUUUAUGUACAGCCGACUAAAAACUAAAAACAAAAACCAGGAGAAAAGUAAACGCAAGGAAAGCGGGGGAAAGGAAAGGAAAGGAAAAGGCGCUCGGCUGGGUUUGAGUAUUGACGCCGCCACAACCAGUUUCUUUGCCGCGUCUUCAAUCCAUCCAUCCAUACAGGAAAAAAGAAGAGUUAUGCAUAGAUCUUCGAGCACCUCCCGGUUCUCCGACGAGGACCGUCCAAGCUACUCCAUCCCCAAAUCCAAAUCAACCACAUUUCACGAUCUCCCAACCUACGAUCCCCUCUCCCACGUGGCCAAGAAGGAGAUCUCCCGUCUCAGAUCCGCAGAGAACGCCGUCCACUUCAUCCCUCUCGUCCUUGUCCUCUCUGCCAUCGUUCUCUGGUUCUUCUCCAGCACAGAAUCUAGAAUUUGAGAAACUGAACUUUGCCGUCCCUGCAUACAAAUUGGCAUCAGCAUUUCCAUGGCGACUCACCAGUCACCUCAGAGAUUUCGAGCUGCAAUGUUACCCCAGAAGUCUGCCAUUGAACAUGUGAGGCAAAACGAAAAGGGUUCAUCACAAUGUAUGUUUCUGCAGCGGAAGCACUUGAGAGUUUUGCAACUGUAAGCUACUGGUUUUGCGAAUCAUUGUUCCAUUGUCUAAGUUGAAUGAGAGAAUGAAUUUAUGCUCUGUAG